GGCAGGCAGGCAGGCAGGCAGGCAAGCAAGCAAGCAGGCAGGCAGACAGACAGACAGGCAAAAGCAAGGCUCCGAUCCGUUGUGCUCCGUCGCUUUGCGCUCCGUUUUCCGUGUGUGUUGCCACGGUCGUUCGUGUGUUUUCGACUUAUCAAAUCGCGCGCGCCGCGGCGAAUCGAAUCGGAGUCGCCGGGACGACUAAUCGUGCCCGCGCGGUUUCCCUCGAGCGGUCGAGGCGGUUCGAAAACCCGCCGAAAUUUCGAGGUGAGAGGAACGCAGUCAAUCGGGACAGUUCGGCAUAACGUGGUAUACGACGUGGGAUCCUCUUCGGUCGAUUCCGCCGGUGUAUUAAACGAGAGAGAGAGAGAGAAAGAGAAGAGAGAGAGAAAAAAAGAGAGAAAAGAAGAAUGAGAGUGUGAGACAGAAAAGAAGAGAAGUGCCGCUUUUGUUGAUAACGUGUUGCGCACGUGUGUUUUUGGUGUCACGAUGAAAAUGUCAACGCGUGUUGUUCCCGAGAUGUUGAAACGACUUAUCAAAUUGUAAAUUGCGACGAUCGUACGCACGAAUUGUUUAAUCGUUGAACCGAAUUAAUCAGCUGAUGUUAUAAUUGCACGUGUGUGAUAGUGUGCGAAUAAUUUCGUGUGACGGGAAGAAGAAACGAAUUUGUUCUCACGAGAGAGUGCGCGACUUUAAUGAACGUCUAAACGCGGACUGUAUUUGACAGAAGUGUGAAAUUUUUAAUUUUGACUCUUCAAGUGUUUUUGUGCAAUAAAUUUGUUGUGCGAAUAAUCGAAAGCACAUUAACGAAAAAUCGCAACAACGUGACGGAGUCCGUUAACGAUUAAAUGAAUAAAUUCGCAAUUAUUUAUAGCGGAUCGCAGCGACGAAUUAUUACCGUCGCGAUGCAAAUCCGUUCGCAAACGUGCGGUAGAAAUAGUGAUCGCGUGAAGUGACAAAAAGUAUCGCAUCUUUUGCGAAGAAACAAAAAAGAAGACGCACAGCCUUCACAGAGAAAAUUAAUUGUACUUUUUGAAGACAGAAAUUGGUCAGUGGUGUAUACUUCCCUGGCUUCUGAGACACAGUGACGUGGCUUGUUGAUGGACACAUCGGUGAAAAUCCAUUCGACAACGGCUCGUGGGGAAAGGAUCAUUUUCAGCCAUCAACAGUUCCCUGGCAGCUGAAUCCGCGCGGCCACGGUCGUCCUAGUGACGAUGGCAUAAUGGAUCAUGACACAGACGGAGACGGCGCGAUCAACUUGUCAACGUCACAGCGACCCUCCGCCGCCACUACCCCUAAUGGUGAUACUCCCACUUACGGCCAGGAUCAACAAGACAACGAUCAGGCUACUUCGCUGUUUGCAGCCCUGAAGCAGCAGCAGCAACAGCAGCAGCAACAAUCGCGCGACAGCGUUUUUUCGUCGCGGGACCGCGACAGGGAUCGUCUGUCUGCAAGUCGCAAUCGUGCAGACUCCGGCAGAGGCAACAUAGCGGAAACCGGCAGUGGUAGCGGAGUUGCUGAUCAACAGCAGCAACAGCAGGAUCUCAGCAUCGAGUACCAAAGCAAUGGGAAGCUCAGUCCCGCCGGACACGCAGUGACAGCAGCACCCAUGACACAGCAAAAGCAGCCGAUCAUCACGCAGCAGUCGCAACAGCCCAGCUCGGGGGCACCAGGGCCCCAACCUAGUCCGCAUCAAAGCCCGCAGGCCCCACAGAGGGGUUCACCGCCGAAUCCGUCACAGGGUCCGCCACCCGGUGGCCCGCCAGGGGCUCCGCCCUCGCAAACCCCCUCACAGAUGAUGCUCAGCUCGGCGAGCGGCCUCCAUCAGAUGCAACAGCUACUGCAGCAACACAUACUCAGUCCCACGCAGCUGCAGUCCUUUAUGCAGCAGCACACGUUGUAUCUGCAACAACAACAACAACAACAGCAACAACAGCAGCAGCAGCAGCAGCAGCAACAUCAUCAGGAUUCAUCUUCCGAUCAUGCGUCUAAUCAGGAACGAUUCGGCUAUUUCUCUUCUUUGAAGAAUCAUCAACAUCAGCUCGCAGAACUCAACAAGAAACAGCUCGAGCAGGCGAUGCAGCAGUUGCAGGAACAGUUACAGCUGAACUUAUUUCAGCAGACGCAUUUGUUGCAAACGGCGGACAAGAAGAAGGCAUCGGCGCCUCUCCAGCAACUGGCGAUUCAGCAACAACAACUGAUACAGCAAUUGCAAAUCACGCAGAGGCAGUAUCUGUUGCAGCAAGGUCUGAGUCUUCAAGGUCACAAUCCUUCUUCAGGUUUGCCACCGAGUGACAAUUUGUCGUCAUGGAAAUCCGAACCGACGGACACUCCGGAAUCCCAUCAGAAUUCAAACGUGUCGAAAUCCAACUCCGGAUUGAACGCUUCAAACCGACGAUCCGAGGUGAACGGUACAACGCCGUUGGACGAGAAGCCACUGGACGUCUCCUGCAACGACAAAGUUCAUCCCCUCUAUGGCCAUGGGGUUUGCAAGUGGCCAGGCUGUGAAGUAAUUUGUGAAGACUAUCAAGCAUUCCUUAAACACUUAAAUACAGAGCACACGUUGGACGACCGAUCAACAGCGCAAGCUAGGGUUCAGAUGCAAGUGGUGUCGCAGCUAGAAAUUCAGUUGCAAAAGGAACGAGAUCGAUUAGGCGCCAUGAUGCAUCAUCUGCAUAUGGCGAAACAAAUGGCUUCCCCGGAACCACCAAAGUCAUCCGAGUCUUCGACGGGCUCGAGUUUACCAAAGCUAAAUUUUUCCACGGCGCUGAUGAGUCAGCCGCCACCUAACUUCGGGGUCUCUCAGGUGUCGCCGGUAUCAAUGUCCGCGCUGGUGUCCGCCGUGAGGUCACCCGCGGGUGGUCAGCUACCCCCAUCAGCUGGUGGCGCUCCGAUGCCACCACUUCCGACCAUACCCAACAUGUCCGGUUUGCCACCGAUGCCUAAUAUGCCUGGCAGCAUGCCGAGUAUGGCCGGCCCGAUCAGACGACGCAUCAGCGACAAAUCGGCUCUUUCUCUGGCAGGAGGGCUGCCCUACAUGCUGGAGCGUGCUGGCCUUGACGUCCAACAAGAAAUUCAGCGAAAUAGGGAAUUCUACAAGAAUGCAGACGUCAGACCUCCGUUCACGUAUGCAUCCUUAAUUCGGCAGUCCAUCAUCGAAUCUCCCGAGAAGCAGCUGACGCUCAAUGAAAUUUACAACUGGUUCCAAAACACAUUCUGCUACUUCCGGCGCAACGCAGCAACGUGGAAGAACGCGAUCCGCACCAAUCUAUCAUUGCACAAGUGUUUUGUGCGCUAUGAGGACGACUUCGGGUCAUUCUGGAUGGUGGACGACGCCGAGUUCGUAAAGCGGCGGCAUCUGUCCCGCGGCCGCCCCAGGAAAUAUGACCCAACCCCAUCACCCACUCCACCCCACCUCUCCGCACAGGGUGUCCCAUCAAAGAGCCCGACGCUGACGCACAGUCCCACCAUGUACGGUGACGCGUUGAAUGCCAAUCUGCAGUAUUUUCAGGCACUCGGGGAGUCUAACAUAGGAUUUUUAAACAAUCCAAUGUGCACAUCGACGGCGACGAGUCCUGACAAGGAACACGUAUUACCUCACAAUGACUUAAUGUCGCCGCUGGAUGAACCGGCCGUGCACAUAAAGCAGGAGAGCCAGAGUCCGGAAGGAGGGAAGCACACGAGAUUAAUAAAGCGCGAGCUGCCGGACGGUCCCAUGGAGCAGGAGACGGAGGAGGAUCAGGCGGACGACAGGGAAUACUCGGAGAGCCACGGCCACGACUCCGGCCAGGACGAGGACAUAGCGGAGGAUCUGUCGAUGGCGCCCGACAUAAUGAUCCCGGAGGAUCAGGUUGAGGCGUAGUACCGUUCCGUCGCGAGUCAGUAGAAAGACGGAGGUGUGUAUUUUACAAAAAAAAAAAAAAAGAACGAUGUACCGUGUUAGGUACGCGAAGAGAGGAGUUCUCCGCGCUGGCCAGGAUAAUAAUUAAGACAGGCGUAGAAGAGAAGGGAGGACGAAGAGACUCACGACGAAGAGGACGAUAAAGACACCCCCAGGACCACCCACCCCCUCCACUCCUCCUUCGUACGGAUUUUUCCCCCCUCAACGUAUCAUAUCUGUGCCGCGACGCCCAAAUGGCUUUAAAGGUAAAAAAUAAAAUAAAAAAAAAAAACGAAAAAAAAAAAACGAAAAAGGAAGGCGAGCGAAUUGCGCGGAACAAAGACACUAUCGGUGAGCGAUCACGAGUAAAACCCCCCACUGAGAGCGGACGAUCAUUGAGCCGAGGUCUCUAUCGUCGCGCCGGUAGCGUCCAAGUCUCGGCCGACAUUCGGGAGCGAUCCUUCGAUCCAUAUCCUUACUCAAGCAAUUGCGAACAACGAUGUAUUUUUAUUUUCCUCUCGACUUUUUCCGUUUCGGAAGCCGCGGUUAAUAUAUCUAAUAGACGUAUACAUAAAAUAUAUAUACAUAUACAUAUAUCUCUCUCUCGUGUACAUUGCAUUAGAAAUUAAUGUGACGACGAUGGGACACCUCGCACGGCGCGCCUAGCGGUCGGCGCAUCUUUUUACCGGGCGUCCCCGAAAAAAAAAAAAAAAAAACUCAACGGGAAGUAUCCUUCGCCGGAUGAACCGACGUGAUUUGUACACUUCUAAUGGCGACAGACGCCAUUUGCUUAGCAAGUCUUGAAAAUUUGUUUCUUCCUUUAUUUCACACUCAAGUCGAAAAAACUUGUUGAAAAAAAAAAAAAUGUACACACAUACGCACGCGUUACGUACAUGUAAAACAAAAUCGGUAUAUUUUUAAAAUAUGCAAUUGAUUUUGCGACUGUGUGAUUACAACGAGUCUUUUUUGCGAUUUAAAAAAAAAGAAAUUCUUUUUGUUUAUUUUACAAAAAAACCAUUGCACGAACGUUUUAUGCGUAACAAUGCGUUUGUCUGUACAAAUCAAAUCUCGGACACGGAAUUCACAUUGUAGCAAAAAAAAAAAAAGAAAGAUACGUCGAGACUUGCCAGGAAGCAUCGCGCGGUUCCACCGGAGAAGUGAAGUCGGUCAGACAGUCCCCGGCAGGAUCGAAUUUAAAAAAAAAUAAAAUCGACGAAGAGAGCCGUGGUGGUGGUGGUGGUGGGUACGUACGGGAGCGACUGAGUUUAGUCUUUAAGGCGUUCGCCCAAGGCGAAUCAAUGUGUUAUCCUCGCGAUUAAGCGGGUCCUACCCUCCCGCCCCCUGCCCAGAAGAGGCCCAGUAUCAGACAAGUUAAAAAUAAGACAAUUUGCAUCCGCGAAAGAGACAUCCGGAUGCGACAUCCCGGCGUACCCGUCCGCUACUUGGUAGCACUCUGUAUAGUCUAUAGCGAAGUUGGUCGUAAGUAGUUUCGUAUUCAUUUUAAAAAGAAACAAAAAAUACGGUCAUUCAAAUACGGUCGAAACGAGGCGGUCGAUUAUUUAAGUAAGCGAGCGUCAACGACACGACACGCGUGCGUGUGUGCGCGCGCGCGCUCGAGACGAUCUUUCGAAUUUACUUUCCGAUCGAGCCGGUCAGGAAUCCGCGAUGCAGAACGAAUAUAAAUGAUAGAUGAACGUAGCUCUGCGAGACGAUCGAAUACACACACACACACACACACAUAUGUACACACACACUCGAGCGAACGUCACGACGGGGAUAAGUGGGAAGAUCGCUAACGCGACGUUUUAUAUUCACGUGUGCGUUACGUACGUUGCAUCACGUGUGCGAGUUAAAAUAAAAUUUCAGAUUCGAUGUCUGCGCUAAAAAAAAAAAAAAAAAAAAC
Pseudomyrmex gracilis is the source of this 5777-nucleotide messenger RNA. It is a transcript of the gene FoxP, whose product is annotated as forkhead box protein P1. Gene Ontology annotation, cellular component: nucleus. The transcript has 18 exons. The record is from RefSeq and is a predicted model, not a curated record. NCBI's taxonomy places the organism in Eukaryota, Metazoa, Arthropoda, Insecta, Hymenoptera, Formicidae. Gene Ontology annotation, biological process: regulation of transcription by RNA polymerase II. Gene Ontology annotation, molecular function: DNA-binding transcription factor activity, RNA polymerase II-specific; RNA polymerase II cis-regulatory region sequence-specific DNA binding. The coding region runs from base 1217 to 3856 and encodes 879 amino acids.